Dromiciops gliroides (monito del monte) is the source of this 2246-nucleotide messenger RNA. It is a transcript of the gene GEMIN6, whose product is annotated as gem nuclear organelle associated protein 6. The record is from RefSeq and is a predicted model, not a curated record. Gene Ontology annotation, cellular component: SMN complex; nucleus. Gene Ontology annotation, molecular function: RNA binding. The transcript has 3 exons. Lineage: Eukaryota; Metazoa; Chordata; Mammalia; Microbiotheria; Microbiotheriidae. Gene Ontology annotation, biological process: spliceosomal snRNP assembly; spliceosomal complex assembly. The coding region runs from base 238 to 741 and encodes 167 amino acids.
UUUGAGCGCUUGAGAGAGAUUGGCGCGCGCUCCCGGCGCGGUCCCACCCUCGGCUGGCUCUCGCACCUUCGCCCGCUCGCGGCCGGGAAGUCCGGUGAAGGAGAGGAGCCGAUCCCGCGGAGCCGGGCACGGGGCUACCGGAAGGCCUGGGGGCCGGCGUCGGAGCGGCUGCCUCCAGAGGUUGACUCUUGGGACGCACGUGGACUCUCGUGACUGGAGGGGCGGGGGCUGACAACCAUGAAUGAAUGGAUGAAGAAAAGCCCAUUAGAGUGGCAAGACUAUGUCUAUAAAGAAGUCAGAGUGACUGCCAGUGAGAAAAAUGAAUAUAAAGGAUGGGUUUUAACAACAGACCCAGUCUCUGCCAAUAUCGUCCUUGUGAAUUUUCUUGAAGAUGGCACCGUGGGUAUAACUGGAGUCAUGGGACAUGCUGUGCAGACUGUUGAAAUUUUGAAUGAAGACAACCAGGAAGUGAGAGAGAAACUGAUGCAUAUGUUCAUGCCAGAAGAGAGUAAGGCCUACAGCCCUGAGGACCUGGAAAAAAGGAAGAUCAGCCUGAAGUCCUGGCUGGAGAAGAACCACAUCCCCAUCACCGAACAGGGAGAGUCACAAAGCACUCUCUGUGUUGCUGGGGUCCUGACCAUAGAGCCACCCUAUGGACCCGAAGACUGCAGCAGUGCAAAUGAAAUUAUUUUGUCCAGAGUUCAGGAUCUCAUCCAGGGACAUCUUACAGCUUCCCAGUGAGACGCCAAAACCUGUUGUUUAGCUUGCAGAAAGACAGACUUCAUUUUUUUCUUGGUAAAGCUUGUUGAAUAUUAAGCCCUUAAUCUUCUAGAGCUCUUUGAGUACAUUCUGUACUUUUGAAAACUUUGGUAUUGCAAGUGAACCCAGAGGUUCACUUGCCAAUGGUAUACUUUCUGUGUUUUGAAUGUAGAAGAGCCAGGGAAGGGAGAGGCUGACAAACUCAAGGAAACUCCUAUUUGUAGGAUCCCCUUUUGUGAUGUGGAUCCAUAUUUCUCCUUUGUUAGCCAAGAGUGUCGUCCUGAGCCAUAGAAAAAGUUGUCACUGCAAAGCACGGUCUAUAAAUUCAUUUUUAGGAGUAGGGGAGGGAAACAUCAAGAUCUGUGGGUUCAUGAGUACAUGGAACUUCUCACUAACUAAAGAGAGUUGCCUGCUGACUCAGAGGUUAAAUGACUGGCUAGAGUCACACAAUUAAUAUGUCAGAAGCAGGACUUGAACCCAGGUCUUCCAAAUCCUAGGGUUGACUGUUGUCAUGCUGCCUAUUCUUUUAUCAUAUUGCUUUGAUUUUAUUCACAUUGAAUAUUAUUAGUAUUUUGGCGUUUUAUUGAUCAUCUGUAUUUUUAGUAUAAUGGUGAAAUUGGUUACAAGACUUGAAUAUAAUUUUUAGACUGGAUUUAAUCAUCUUUUGUUGACCAUUUGGAAAAUUACUGUUCUUGACUCUUAUAAUUCUAGAAUUGUUUGGUGCCCUUAAGCCCUACAGUCAGAUUCACUGGCUAAUAACAACAGUGGAAAUUUUCAAAGGAGAAUAAGAACUUGAGUCUAAGAAAAAAUAUUAGGAAAUUACCUUCUUUGUUAUCAGACUUUAAUAAGGACUAUGUGAAGAUUGCUGAUAAGUGGUUGGUAAUGCCUAACCCAGGAGGAUGGUAGGUAGGGUUUUAUGCUUGGAGAUUAAUAAAUGGAGGACAUAGUUUCCUGGCAACUACUAAGUGGGGUAGGUGGUUUAAGUAAUCUGUUUUCAAAUAAAACCUGAGGGCCCCAGGAUGAACGAAUUGAUUUUACCUUGGAAAACUUCUUGGCUUAAGAAUCAAGGUGAGGUCAACACUGGAGACCAUUUCUUUAGAAUUUUUCUUACUUUAUGGCUCCAUUUUCAAGUUCGUAAUGAAUCCUGCAAUCUUUCUUUCUCUCUAUUUUCUCCUUUUUCCAAAAAAGAGUUAGCAUCUCUCACAUAAAUAACCAGUAGCUGGUCUCAGUAUCCACGGUUGUCUUUGAAUGUCCUUUCAUGGUGAAGGAAUGUUGAAUGAUCUCCAAAAUCUCAUAUGAUUCAUACAAGAAGAAAGUCUACUCAUUCCUAUAUCCAUUCCUUCUUGCCAAUGAUUCCUUCUGUGGCUCCUUUACACCAGUGAUUCUCAACUUAAAUUUUGACAAGGUGUCUGAUUUUCUGUUGUUCCUACAAAAUGCUAUGCAUUUUAAAAAGCAAAAGUGAAUUAAAAUUUAUUUUGUUUUAAAAA